AUGUGGUUCCGACCGGCGGUGCCAACAACACCGCCUAACCUUAAAGAGAAACAUGUAAACAACGGCCGACGAGGCAAACGACGCGACUUCGUCAUCCCGACAUUACGACGAUCAACAUCAUCCAUUUGCUUCAGACGGACUCGUUCAAACGGCAAUCCUUGUUUCAAUGAGGAAUUUUUGCAAAGACUUGACAAUAUGGCAAAAAGAGAAAGCUCUCCAUUUCCGACUUCCCACGACACUCUAGGAAUAUCUUCCGUCAUGGAUACUCCGAGGUUCAUACCCUCCUCGCCUCCGAGAAUAAUGAGCCCUUAUAGACGGUCGGGCGUUCGCCACGAGAGACUAAGUCCGAACACAUCCGGUAUAAAUAACACCAUCCGCGCGCAAAAAGCAGGACAAGGACGAGCCUCCACUUCAAACGGUUCCAGCGACGGAGAAGAUUCUGAAACACACCUUUCGGAUUACACCUUCGACCUCAACAAACUCCCGAAUGCGGUAUCGAGUCUAGAGGCACAAGAGGAUAACACCACAAAAUCCAAGCAGUCGCCCAGAGACAACGACAACAUAUCGGAACCUCCUGGCCCAGACGAUUUUACAGAGAAUAUGGUCGAGUUACUGAACGGAGCAGAUGCACAAGUCGAGCAGAAUAACCAGGGAGAUAAUUUCAAAGAGGUUGUUCACACUGACGGGCUACCAGGCCGACCAGCCCAUGAUGAGAUCAGUGAAAUUGAGCCGCCGUUGGAAAUGUCUACCCCAGCCCACGUGCUUUCGGGGAAAAAUGGUUUUAACAAUCCUGAGACACUGUCAGAUAAAAAUAAUUCUACCAAUGAGGUAGAGCGGCUUCUAAAGGAGUUGAGGAAGAAGGAUGAGAUCAUCAGAGCGAAUCGACGAAGGGUUUUCGAUGCUGCAUCAAUCAUGCAACAAGUACGGCAUCUUCAGCUGGCCCUCGAACAAGAGAAGAAGCAGCGACAAGCGGAGUCGGCUUCCAAAGAUCAACAAAUUCGAGAGUUACAAAGCCAAGUUUGUGCAAAGGACGAACAAUUGCAAAGUAGUCGGGCUCAGUUGCAGGAAUUACAGCGUCUAAUGCAGUCUGUUAACCAGUCGCGACACGAACCCAAGGAGGAUGGAUUAAAUGAUAAACACAAAGAUGAGGAAUUAUUUGCUCUUCAGAAACAGUUUGAGGCGAAGGACAAGUCGUUUCAGCAGCUAAAGGCGAGGCUAGAUGAGACCAUAUCCUCUCAUCAGGUUGAAAUCUCAAAGAAAAAUGCGGAGAAUGACCAGCUCCGGUUUGAAUACGAUGAAAAUUUGCGCGAAUUAGAUAAAUUGGAUUCUGAUAUUGAGUCACUAACGCGUGAACGCGACGUUCUUGAGAAGAGAACCCAAGAUCUGGACAAAAUCGUUCAACACCUUGAGUCACAAAUUUCGGAAUUAAAACACAACCUUGCUAUGGAGAGAAAGGAAGCGAUUUCCAGCGUCGAUGCGUUGAAACGGGCGGCUGACGGGGUAUCGGUUGAUAUGGAGGGAAAAUCGUUUGGAAAAAUACCGGAUUCACUUGCCUGCGCUCAUCAAAAACAGCGGGACCCGGCCUAUUCCGAGUCUCACGCGGUCGGAAGUGUUGGCCAAAUGGAAGAAGCCGAGAGGGAUUUGACCGGGGUUCGAAUCCAACUGCAAGAGUCGAAAUCGUUGAAUGAGAUUUUGUCUCUCCAGUUGGAAUCAACUCGUGAGGGGCUUUCCGAAUCGCAGUCCGCUCUUUUGGCUGCAAAGGACAAAAGUUCUCAAUUGCUAUCCCAGUUAGAAUCCGCCAACUCGGAGAAGACCCAAUUAUCACAAAAGCUUGAAAGGAUAACUCAAGAGCGGGAUGAAGCAAUGCGGACGGCUACCGACUUGCGUAAUCAAGCAGCGGACCGGCAACCCUUGAGCCCUGCACCAUCCCUCCCUCCCGAAGUAUAUGAAAACCAAUGUCAACACGACAUCGACAGUCUCCAGAAGUCACAUCAGCAAGAAAUUGAUCGAAUUGAAAACUCCCAUGCAACCGAACUUUCUACUUUUCGGGAUACUCAUGCCAAGUCGACUCGUAGCUUACACGCACUUCUUCGAGCUGCACAAGAUCGUGAAAGUGAUCUACAAUCUCAACUUGUUGAUCUUCGAAAAUCAUUAUCCUCCAAAUCGAAAGAGUUGUCGGCUUUGGCAAACGAACAGGAGAGACUUGGAUCCAUCAUCGAAGCCAAAGACGCUGCAGCUGCGGCUUUGGAUACAAAGUUUGCCAAUGUUCUCAAGAGGAGAGAAGAGGUGUGGGAGUCGCGGAUAGACAAACUUCUACGCGAUAGAGAACGAAUGAGCAAAGCAUUGAUGUGGGCAUGGGGAGAGAUGGAAGUUGGGAAUGACAAGCCAAGCAGGGAUCAAAAGGCCACCAAAGGGGAAUGGCAUACCCAGGGGUAUAUGUAUAGAUAUGUUGAAAGGCCAAGAAGUGCAAGAUAA
This is a messenger RNA of Coccidioides immitis RS, 2475 nucleotides long. RefSeq lists its product as uncharacterized. The transcript has a single exon. Lineage: Eukaryota; Fungi; Ascomycota; Eurotiomycetes; Onygenales; Onygenaceae. The record is from RefSeq and is a predicted model, not a curated record. Bases 1 to 2475 code for a protein of 824 amino acids.